AUGGCUCAAUUACUCCGUGGUUGGUCGAGCAUUGAUCCCCGUUUUAAGCACAUCCGCCCGGCUGUGUACACUGUCAGCAGGGUUAACUUUUCCAGUUUCACGACCGGUAGUACCAACAGUAACACCAACGGAGGCAAUGGAGCUGGAAACGGUGGUAGCAGUCAUUCCACCGCCUGGUCGCGGUACAACUACUACCGGCAGCAAGAAUUCCUCCGACCACCGAACAACAGCGGAUGGCAAUAUUGGCAUCAGCACCGUAACUACGGUAUGCUGAUUGGUCGCGUUUUAAGAGGCGUUUUGAAACUGCGCUACCUAGUUUUGGGAGGUGCCAUCGGUGGCGGUGUCACACUAAACAAACGAUACGAAGAGUGGAAAGAUGGGCUGCCGGAUAUGAAAUGGCUCGAAGAAGUUCUGCCGGACAACGAAAAGUGGGCAGGCUUCACCAAAAAUCUCCUAGCCGUCAAAGAUGCCGUGAAAGACUCAAUUGAAAUAGAUCCCCGGUUAAGGCAACUCAGCGAACAUAAGCUAAACGAAUGGCGUCAGUGGUUCGAUCAACGGUUAGAUAACGCUAUCGAAGCUGCAGAAACGCAACAAAACCCUCAGAUUGAAAGUUCUUUCCAGAAUUUGUCAGAGUUUAUUUCUGAUCUAUAUGGAGCUACCAAAGAAGAACUACGAGCAAAAAAUACGGUGAAUGCCAAAGGACUCGGUGCCGAUGAAAGCCGUAAGCGCGUGGACACACUACAGUCCCAGGUCGACACGCUGCAGACCGAAAUUAUGAAUGUACAGUUGAAAUACCAACGUGAGGUGGAGAAACUGGAAAAGGAGAACCGUGAUUUGAGGCAGCAGUAUCUGAUCCUGAAAACGAACCGCAAACAGCCGACUAAGAAACGGAUCAAAAAAUCGCUGAUUGAUAUGUACUCCGAAGUGCUGGACGAGUUGUCAGGAUACGACACCAGCUACACGACAGCCGAUCAUCUGCCGCGUGUGGUCGUGGUCGGAGAUCAGAGCAGUGGGAAAACGUCGGUUUUGGAAUCGAUCGCACAGGCACGGAUCUUUCCGCGUGGCAGUGGUGAAAUGAUGACUCGAGCACCGGUUAAGGUGACCCUAUCGGAGGGACCAUACCACGUGGCACAGUUCCGCGAUUCGGACCGUGAAUACGAUCUCACGAAGGAAAGCGAUCUGGCCGAGCUUCGGCGAGAUGUUGAGAUUCGAAUGCGCAACUCUGUGCGCGGUGGCAAAACGGUCAGCAUGGACGUAAUCUCAAUGACGGUGAAAGGGCCCGGGCUGCAACGAAUGGUUCUUGUCGAUUUGCCCGGCAUCAUUUCCACACAAACCGUCGACAUGGCACCGGACACACGUGAUCAAAUUAAGCACAUGACGGAACACUACAUGAGCAAUCCGAAUGCGAUCAUUCUUUGCAUUCAAGAUGGUUCGGUGGAUGCAGAGCGCAGCAAUGUAACGGAUCUUGUCUCACAAUGCGAUCCACUCGGCAAACGGACAAUUUUUGUACUCACCAAAGUGGAUCUAGCUGAGGAUCUUGCCGAUCCGAAUCGUAUCCGAAAAAUACUCUCCGGCAAAUUGUUUCCGAUGAAGGCACUCGGAUACUUUGCUGUGGUGACAGGACGUGGUCGCAAGGACGAUAGUAUUGAAACUAUUCGCGAAUACGAAGAAAAAUUCUUCAAGAACUCUAAGCUAUUCCAAAGCGGCGUUACUAUGUCCCAUCAGGUGACAACCAGGAACCUCAGCCUAGCAGUGGCCGAUCGUUUUUGGAAGAUGGUACGCGAAACCAUCGAACAACAGGCUGAUGCAUUCAAAGCGACACGCUUCAACUUGGAGACGGAAUGGAAAAAUAAUUUCCCCCGCCUGCGCGAGUCCGGUCGGGAUGAACUAUUCGAAAAAGCCAAAGGGGAAGUGCUGGACGAGGUCGUGAAUCUUUCCCAAGUAUCCGCCAAAAAAUGGGAAGAACUCAUGAAUACCAAACUGUGGGAAAAGCUGUCUAGUUACGUGUUUGAAAACGUCUAUCUACCAGCGGCACAAUCUGGAUCGCAAAAUUCGUUCAAUACGAUGGUGGACAUUAAGUUGCGCCAAUGGGCCGAGCAGGCACUACCGGCAAAGUCUGUCGAAGCCGGCUGGGAAGGGUUGCAGAAGGAAUUCCAGCACCUUAUGGAAGUCGCACGCCGUACACCGGAUCACGACGAUCUGUACGAUAAUCUGAAAAGUGCCGUCAUCGACGAAGCGAUCCGGAGGCACUCGUGGGAAGACAAAGCGAUCGAUAUGCUGCGCGUUAUUCAACUCAACACGUUGGAGGAUCGCAGCGUACAUGACAAGCAGGAGUGGGAUCAAGCGGUGCGCUUUUUCGAAACUUCAGUCAAGGAAAAGCUGCAAGCGACCGAGACGACCAUCGGGGAAAUGUUUGGCCCGUCAACGAGCCAAAAAUGGCUCCACUGGCGUUCGUCAACUGAGGAACAAACGAAGCGUCGGCACGUGAAGUCGGAGUUGGACAAAAUUCUCGACAGCGACUCGAAACACUCACCAACGCUAAGCUACGAUGAGCUGACGACGGUGAGGAAAAACCUGCAGCGGUCUAAUGUGGAGGUGGAAACUGAUUACAUCCGGGAGACGUGGUAUCCCAUCUACAGGCGGCAUUUCCUUAAACUGGCGCUGAACCGUGCGUACGACUGCCGGAAGGCGUACUACCUGUACUCGCAGCAGGGCAACGAUUGUGAAAUUAACUGCAGCGACGUGGUGCUAUUCUGGCGCAUCCAGCAGGUCAUCAAAGUGACGGCAAACGCGCUGCGACAGCAGGUAAUCAACCGAGAGGCACGCCGAUUAGACAAGGAAAUCAAGGAAGUACUGGACGAAUACGGCGAGGAUGAUGAGAAAAAGCAACAGCUGCUUACGGGCAAACGUGUGCAGCUAGCAGAAGAACUGAUUCGAGUACGGCAAAUUCAGGAAAAGUUGGAGGAAUUUAUAAAUGCACUUAAUCUGGAAAAGUAAAUCCCCCUAGCUAACUGAAGAGUUGUGACGAAUGCUAUCGUAGGUCGAGAUAUCGUAGGUCGAUACUUCGUACCGUGAUCUAUUUAUUCGCAGUUACUCGUGAAACCUGCGCGUCACCGGUGCUCGAUACCGGUUCCCCAGCGAACGCCCCGAUCGUAGUUUAAUCAACUGCAUACUAUGCAAACAAACGUACUAACGAAAGCUCCUUGGAAGCAAUUUAUUUCCUACUACUUUCGCCUUCCGCUACUGGUCACGAACCGUAUGGUGGUUCCCAAUACAGUGUUCAAAACGAAAUGCAAGCUAUAUACACCGCAUUUUCUCAUGUCGCUUGUCGCGAAUCGGAAACCAUUGUGUGUCGUGGAAUACAUUGUCAUACUAUCAAACCGUGUUUAAAAUGAUUGCACAAAACGGACGAACGUUAAGCCAACACGCUUUGUGAUGAAAUGGAACGUGGAAUGCAAAUCAUAAGAUAUUGGAGUACUUGAAAUAAAU
This is a messenger RNA of Anopheles nili, 3489 nucleotides long. It is a transcript of the gene Opa1, whose product is annotated as dynamin-like 120 kDa protein, mitochondrial. The transcript is spliced from 11 exons. Bases 1 to 2997 code for a protein of 998 amino acids. Gene Ontology annotation, biological process: mitochondrial fusion. The record is from RefSeq and is a predicted model, not a curated record. Gene Ontology annotation, cellular component: mitochondrial membrane; microtubule; cytoplasm. Lineage: Eukaryota; Metazoa; Arthropoda; Insecta; Diptera; Culicidae. Gene Ontology annotation, molecular function: GTP binding; microtubule binding; GTPase activity.